Messenger RNA from Eremomyces bilateralis CBS 781.70, 661 nucleotides. RefSeq lists its product as uncharacterized. The coding region runs from base 12 to 329 and encodes 105 amino acids. The record is from RefSeq and is a predicted model, not a curated record. Gene Ontology annotation, biological process: proton motive force-driven ATP synthesis. Lineage: Eukaryota; Fungi; Ascomycota; Dothideomycetes; Eremomycetales; Eremomycetaceae. The transcript is spliced from 5 exons.
UUCAAUUCAAGAUGAGCUUCAUCGUCAGGCGCAGUUUGUCAACCCUCAUCCCACCGAAGAUUGCAUCUCCCAAUGCAAUCGGUGCGGCUCAAGAUGCGGCCCGCAUGACGCGCGUGGUCAGCUUCUACGAAAAGCUCCCCCGCGGCCCGGCUCCGGAGCUCGCGAAGAAGAACCCGUUCACAUCGCCCAUGCAGUGGUAUUCGCAGAAGCACUUCGGGAAGAACUCAUCGGGGUGGCCACUCAUCCACGCCAUUGCGGCGCUCUCGCUUCUCGGUUAUGCGCAGAACUACUACUUCCAUCUCCGACACCACAAGAACAACGCGCACUAAAGCAGGAGUCACUAGAUAUCCGAUUCUGAGCCGAUUAGCAUAAAGUGUUGUGUGUAUAUAGGACUCAUGUCUGACUAGAAUUCAGCCGUUCAAGAAGAGUACGAGGUUGAUGUAUGAGGUUGAUGCGUGAUUCAUCGGUGUCUAUAGAUUUCGCUGAAGGGUUCUCUGUUGUUAGCAGUUGCCUCAGCAUGGCAUGAAGGAGGUCCUGUCCACUGAUGCCUAAUCCUGUCUACUUUCAUACUGUGGUCUCUGUGACAGUUCCAUAGCAUGUUCGUCAUUGAGGGAGAAACUUCCAUCUAUCAGGUCAUACUGCAAACUCAUAUUUCGUGAUU